UACAGAGCAACGAGUCAGACUGAGCGCCGUUUGGUAUCGCAGCCCAUCUCAAGGGCAAAUACUGCAGCUAAGAUAUAUUUUUCCUCUCAUUCUGGGACAUGUUAAGUCUUCGGGUUUUGAGGAUAUUCGAUUAAUAAACUAAAGGUAAAGCCUAGGAUACUUCACUUUUUAAAUACAGCAUUUGCUGUGAGAUUUGACAUUUGCUGGGCUCCUGUACUCAUAUUCUUUUCCCCUUUGGAAGCGGUGGUUUCUAUUUUCCGAGGGGUGUUCCUGCAGGUUACCCUGGAUUUUUGUUCUUCCACUUUCCCCGGAAGGGCAAAGACGGAGGUGAUAGCAUCUCAGCAAACCAGCUAACACACAUUUGGUGGAAAGAGUCAGGGCAAAGCGGAGACUUUUUAUUGGCUGGGCCAGGAAUGGUGGAUCACUUGCUAGCGAACGAGGAGACCUUCCUGCCGUAUGGUGGCUCCCCACCGGCGUAUCACCUGUCGGACAUGGUGACUGACACGGGGAGCUACCAGGUGCUGGCCUCGCCGUUCUCCGAGGACGACGUGAGCGAUGCUUCCAGCCUGCGGUCGUGCUCCAGCCCGGACUCCCAGGUGCUGAGCUCCAGCUAUGGCAGCAGCUCCAGCGUGGAGAGCCAGGACAGCAUCCUGGACUUCCUGCUGUCACAGACCUCGCUGGGGGGCGCGGGGGCCAGCACCCCUCUCCCCAGCUUCCUGUGGGAGUCCAGACGGGACUCCCAGGCCCUGCCAGUGAAGGAGGAGAGCUUCGAUUUUCCCAUCUUCUCGGCUGACCUGGAGGACCACUGCGGGCCCUUCCAGCCCACCCUGGAGGAGAUCGAGGAGUUCCUGGAGGAGAACAUGGAGGUGGUGGCUAUGAAGCAGGAGCCUUACGAGGGGGCGGGGGUUUGCCGGGGGUCGGAGGCAUCGGAAGGCGCGGCUCCGGCCCCGCUCACCGCCGCCAUCGCCGCCGUCUCCAGCGCCGAGACCAAAAACUCGCCGUCCAAGGGCCCGGGCUCGAGAGCCGACGGGGUUAAAAAGGAGGCCCCCGGCAAGCCGCCUUCCACGGACGGGGGCGGGAUGCCGGUCAUCCUGCAGAUUCAGCCUGUCCAAAUCAAACAGGAGCAGAGUUCGUGUGCGGGCCCCCCGCCCCCCUCUGCGGCCUCGUCCCAGCCCGCCUCGGACAUUAAAAUCGCCCAGCUGCUGGUCAACAUCCAGGGACAGACCUUCGCUCUCGUGCCUCAGCUCGUGCCGUCCGCCAGCGUCAACAUGUCGCCCAAGUUCGUCCGCAUCGCGCCCGUUCCCAUCGCCGCCAAGCCCGUGGGGCUGGGAGAGGGCAUGGCCGGGGGCCAGGCCAUGGGGCUCCUGGUGGGAGGGCAGAAGUUCCAGAAGAAUCCCGUGGCAGACCUUAUCAAAAUGCAUAAAUGCACUUUCCCCGGCUGCACCAAGAUGUACACCAAGAGCAGCCACCUGAAGGCCCACCUGAGGCGACACACGGGAGAGAAGCCCUUCGCCUGCACCUGGCCCGGCUGUGGGUGGAGGUUCUCGCGGUCGGAUGAACUGUCCCGACACAGACGCUCUCACUCGGGAGUAAAGCCAUACCAGUGUCCUGUUUGUGAGAAGAAGUUCGCCCGCAGUGAUCAUCUGUCCAAACACAUCAAAGUCCAUCGCUUUCCAAGAAGCAACCGGACAGUACGCACUACAAACUGACCUUCAGAUAACAGUCCGGUGGAGUACGUCCAAGGGGAGAGAAAGUGUCUGUGUGUGUGUGUGUGUGUGUGUCCGUCCAUGCGUACGUGUGCGCAUGUCUGUUAAAGGUUUGUUUAUGGUACUGUGAUAAUUUAUUGUUUAAAAAAUGAAAACAUAAACACAAACAAAAAAGAACACUGUUACUCAAAUUUUGUUCGUAUGAAUAUUUCUUGCAGAUUGUAUUUCUUUCUGUUUUAUUCUCAUUUUUGAAGUAAAAACAUCAAGCUAUUUUAUUCUAAAUACAGUUUUUACAAUUACAUUGGAGUUUUUGUGGACAUACCAACCUUUUUUUUCUUGAUCAGUGACUAAUGGGUUGAUACUCCUUCUGUUGUUAAAUAACAGCAAAGGAAGGUGAACCCUUUGUUCUUUUAUGUUUUCACUAAAUAUUCACCAGUGAUCUCUCUCUCCAUUUACCCCUGCUAUCUGUAACAUGGCAAUUGGCACUACUGACACUUACACAAUUUUUCACAAUAAGCUAAAGGGGAAUUUUGGAAAAUGGUCCUUGGCAUUUAUCGUUUAUGUAAUACAAAAAUAUGAGCCUUGAUUUUUUUUUUUGAAGAGUCAAAGGCACGUGGGUCGUCAUACAAUUAAUGUAAAAAGUGAAAUGAGAAAAAUAAAUGCGCACAUGGAUGAUUGUAUAUUUGUAUGUAAACUGACUAGCCUUCUGAUCAGUAUUGAUACAUCAUCUUUUUUAUUGUUUGUAUGAUGUUUUUGUCUUUUUUUGGAAAAACCUGUUUUAUUUUCUUACUAUUUCUGACUCCUUUAAUGUCCGUAGCUCUUGGAAGGCCAUUAUAUUGGAAAAGCAAACCUUGUUUGGCCUUAACAGCAUUUUUAAGAGGAGGGGCAAUGUUAAAUUUUGGCAUGUAUAGGAAGGAAAAAAGUAUGUGUGGGGUAAAUGCUGUCAUUAAACAUUGUAAUAAUGAGAGUUAAAACAUACAAUCACAGUUCUCUAAUACUCUCUAAGUCUAUGAAUAUUUAGUUGAUACAGCUCUGGAGCUGAAUGUCGUACAAAAGCUGCCUCUUGAUCAAAACUUGUUACUGGAACUCCCAUCAGCCUUGUAUACACAUGGGGAUAUUAGGUGCACAAGUUGAACUGGAACUGGAAACAUUUGGUGCUAAACUCUUGGAACAACCUAACAGCAACCUCACAACCUGCUGGGAAAUGUAGGCAAGCUCAUUGUUGAGUGACAGACAUGUUUGUAGUCCAGUGCUUUCCUGUAUUCCAUUGAACAGAAUAGCAGCUUUCUAUGCUGUAAAUGUACUAUGGCAGACGUGUGGAUCUGUCAUACCGCGUAUAGGCCUAUCAGUUCCGUGUGUGUUCUCAGAGGGACAGUACGCUGUACAGUGAUGCAUUCCUUCCAUUCAAUUUUGAAUUAUUUUAAUGCUUGUAAUAACAGGUGUUUAUCACAUCCUAUGAAUGUAUGUAAAUAAGCAGAAGUGUACAUAACUGCAUCUAUAUGAAAGAUUAUUAUAAAUAACAUCUUAAGUCUGUGAUUUGUGGAAAUUUUUAGUGUAAGUUGCAAACCUGUACAUAACAUAACAAUUCAGUAUAUAUAAAUAUCUUAUAUUUUUUCUUUGUUCUACAUAAGACACAUUUACAAAUAAAAACGAAAACAUAAA
Molecule: messenger RNA, 3368 nt
Organism: Conger conger (European conger)
Lineage: Eukaryota; Metazoa; Chordata; Actinopteri; Anguilliformes; Congridae
Product: Krueppel-like factor 15
Exons: 3
Coding region: 414-1709 (431 amino acids)
Biological process (GO): regulation of transcription by RNA polymerase II
Molecular function (GO): RNA polymerase II cis-regulatory region sequence-specific DNA binding; DNA-binding transcription factor activity, RNA polymerase II-specific
Source: RefSeq, a predicted model, not a curated record